AUGCACUUCGUCAUCUUUCUCAGCGUGCUAGCAACCCUCCUACCAGCCUUCCACGCCGCUGCUCUCCCAAACCCAAAUCCAGACCCAAAUCUCAAUAUCAUCAUCGACCUGCCAUCGCCAUCGGAGGUCGGCCCAAAAUACAAAUCCAAAGUCCUCCCUGCCUAUGCAGCAACUUUCACACCCCCGCCGCCACCUCCUCCUCCACCGAUGCCAGAGUGUCUAGGCAGCUGGCAAUGUCCCAAAGGAAUGAUGUGCAAAGACAAUAAAUGCAUCGCUAAGAAGGAUUCACACUUUCAGAUCCCGAGUGAAAAUCGGAAGUUGGAGAUGGUUUUAUCUGAGGGGGAUGGUGGGCCGAAACUGCCGUGUGAGAAGCAUUCGGAUUGUGGUGCUGAUGGGUAUUGUUUUCGCAAGGAGUGUAUAUUGUAG
Molecule: messenger RNA, 426 nt
Organism: Cadophora gregata
Lineage: Eukaryota; Fungi; Ascomycota; Leotiomycetes; Helotiales; Ploettnerulaceae
Exons: 3
Coding region: 1-426 (141 amino acids)
Source: RefSeq, a predicted model, not a curated record